AUGGCGGCUUCCAUGGACAUGGAGUUUGUUAUGAAAACAAAGAUUGCUUUAGCACAUGUAAACGCAAACAGUCAUUCAUGUUACACAUAUUUAAGACCAAAGCAAGUUGAUUGUUUGAAGGCAUCCACUGAUAGUGAUUGUAUAGGCUUGUUGCCUACCGGUUAUGGAAAAUCACUGAUUUUUGAGUGCCUUCCCUACAUGUCAGCUUCACACAGUCCCAGGACAGUGAUCUUGAUCUCGCCAUUGAAUGCUAUUAUAGAAGAACAGUCUCGUAGACUCGGCGCAAGGUCAGUGCGGUUAAAUCCGGAGUUUGACUGUAGUUUGUCCAGUUUCAUUAGUUGUGAGUAUUUGUAUAUACUGUCUCACCCAGAACACAUAAUGACCAAGAAACUCUUCGCCGUAUUUCGUGGCGACAUUUGGCAACACAAGGUAUCUCAUAUUGUUGUUGACGAAGCACACUGUGUAGUACAAUGGGGAAGUGAUUUCCGUCCGGAAUAUCGAAAUCUGAAAGACCUACGGGCAUUAUUCACAAAAGCACAUGUGUUAGCCCUUACAGCCACCGGUACGAAAAGAACACAGCAAGAAAUAUCAUCACAUCUUCUGCUUACCAAUCCUGUUAUUAUCGCUGCCAGCAUAGAUAGACCAAACAUAAUGUUCCAUGUGACAAAAAGACUUCCAAACAACAGAAUUGAAGAGUCUUUUAAGGAGAUCUUCAAACCACUUAUUGAUGAAUUGCGCAGUAAACAGGAAUGUUUUCCACGAACAAUUGUUUACUCAUCACUUAAAUGGUGUGGAUUUGCUCACGAAUUGUCCUUAAUGCCAACUUUUGACAGUGAUAUAGAUGAUAUAUCUGGUCUGGUGGCUCAAUUCCAUGCCUCAUGCACUAACAAGAUGAAGAAAGAGGUGAUCGAUGGCAUGCAGACCAUGAAUUGUGGUAUCAGAUUGUUAUUUGCAACUGAGGCAUAUGGGAUGGGUGCAGAUCCAAAACAAGUCAGGCGAAUUAUCCAUGCUGGUGUACCAAGAACAAUGGAAACAUACAUUCAGGAAGUUGGCAGAUGUGGGAGAGAUGGGGAAGAAUCUGAGGCUAUUUUGUACUACAACGCAUCUGACAUAGCACACAAUGUGAAAGGCAUGACUGAGGAAAUGAGAAAAUACUGUACAACAGAUGAAUGUCGUAGAGUGUCACUAGCCUCACAUUUUGGUCAGGAAUUUCCCAAGGACUAUAUCAUUAAACAUCAGUGCUGUGACAAUUGCAAGCUAUUGUGUGACUGUACCAUCUGUGAUUCUUCAGUUUCAUUAUCAUCAGGCUGUACAUCAGAUCCUAUUGUUGCGGGCUGUUAG
This is a messenger RNA of Saccoglossus kowalevskii, 1341 nucleotides long. RefSeq lists its product as uncharacterized. NCBI's taxonomy places the organism in Eukaryota, Metazoa, Hemichordata, Enteropneusta, Harrimaniidae. Gene Ontology annotation, biological process: double-strand break repair via homologous recombination. Gene Ontology annotation, cellular component: nucleus; cytoplasm; chromosome. The record is from RefSeq and is a predicted model, not a curated record. Gene Ontology annotation, molecular function: nucleic acid binding; ATP binding; four-way junction helicase activity.